This is a messenger RNA of Colletotrichum scovillei, 2172 nucleotides long. RefSeq lists its product as uncharacterized. The record is from RefSeq and is a predicted model, not a curated record. NCBI's taxonomy places the organism in Eukaryota, Fungi, Ascomycota, Sordariomycetes, Glomerellales, Glomerellaceae. The transcript has a single exon. The coding region runs from base 831 to 2141 and encodes 436 amino acids.
CUCGGGGGCUACUUGGUUGGCCACCGACCAGCCGGCCUUCUUAGGCGAGGUCGAUCGGGUGGCAUUGUUUCUUUGGGCACAGGCGAAAGCUCGUUCGUUUCGGAGCCGCGCAGCAAGUUCGUUAGUCGAACCUGAAAGAGUCUUUUACUUUCUUCUUCUUUUCUUACACUCUUUGCUGCGGGAGUCCUCCGCCGAGUGGCAGUCGUAGGGGUCCGAAGAACUGGCCCCCAUGCCGCCCUGCCGCGAUAUCGAGCCAGACCAAAAAAGAUUGGGCUUGGAUGACUUUUGGCUCAGUAUCGGGUGGGAAUGACAUCGUCAUCUCCUUCUUCGGAUCAUCGCCCGAUUCUUCUCUUUGCUCACCUUUUCAUUCUCGUCAUUUCUUGCAUCUUUGUUCCUGAGGUCAUCUUUUGCUCGAUCAAACCGCUUCUUGGGUUCCUUUUGUGAGGCCUCUUGCCACCUGAUGAACAACACAGUAGCUACUCCUUGUCUUAUACCCUUUCAUCUGUGAAUAGCGACAAUCCCAUUGUACCUGCUUGUCUCUUCCAACUCGAAACUUCUUCAACCCACGACUUACUUCUACGCCUUUGUGUCCCGUUUCUCCUCCCCGCAGGGGUCUCGAGGCCUCGUUACUCUCCUUCCGUGGUCAUGAACCCUUGACACAAACCGCCACCUGACUCCCGACUUACACAUCUUUUGAUACGCGCCUCUGACUCUGCGGUAAGAGCUCAGACUUCACCGCCGGCCCUGCAACCCCAUCAAGCAACGUCCCGGCUGAAAGAAGCCCAACUAUUGCACCAUCAUAAACACAUCACACACUCCAAACUCGGAACAUGUCGAGAUUACGAAAAUGCACACGAGCCGCGGUGCUCUCCGUCCUCCUCGCCUCCGCUCAUGCCGCCUCCAUCCCCUCCGUCUUUGGGCGACAAGACAACACAUGCGCCGCCGCGGGCUUCACCUCCUGCGGCAACGGCCUCCCGGGAAACUUUUGCUGUGGUACGGGCAAGAAAUGCAUCACUCUAGCCGGGAACACCACCGUCCUCUGCUGUCCCGAAGGGGAGAGCUGCGACAGAAUCUCGCCCAUCACAUGUAACAUCAACCUCCAAGAUCCCGUGGCACACCCCGAUGCCUCCAUCAAGACCACCGUCCUCAACGGCACACUCGCAACCUGCGGCGACAGCUGCUGUCCCUUUGGAUACAGCUGCAAUAGCCUGUCGCAGUGCACGAAAGACUCGGACCAGACCAAGGCGCCGGAGGAAGCCUCCACCCCGGUUCCAAAGCCGACGUCGACAGCCACCGCCGUCCCGAGCGUGAUCCCGACGACCAUCGCCGCCAGCACGACGCCCGCGGGUGACAACAAUAACAACGACAACGGCGACAGCGAGAACAAGAACGGCACCUUCCCCACCGCCAUCGUCAUCGGCUCCCUCGUAGGCCUCCUCGUCGGCGUAGGCCUCGGCGUCGCCCUCCUCCUCUUCUGCGCCCGCCGCCGUCGCCGCGGCCCCGCUCCGCUCAGCGAGAAGAAACGCGGCGGCAGCGGUGGCCCUCGCCCGUCGACGUCCACCUCGUCCUUUGGCAACAUCAUCUCGGAGCCCAUCCCCAUCACGGACAACGCCACCGUGCGGACGGACUUCAUCCUAAAGACCCCGUCCACGACGCACUCCCGCUCGCGAAGCGACUCCGGCUUCGUCACCUCGCCGGCGGGGUUCACCCCCAACAAGGGCCACAACCGCCUCUCCUCGACGGCGACGACGCUGGCGCACCACCCCAUCGGUCUCGCGCGCAGCGACUCAGCCCCGCGGACGCCGCCCGCGAGGGGAGCAGGCACCGGAGCCGUCGCUCCCAUCAGGGGUAUGCGUCCCAACUCCGGGUCGAGGCGCCUCCAGCCGCCCAACGUGCCGAACCCGCUCCAGCCGCCGAAGCCGGGGUACAUCAACAACAACAACCAAUCCCACCUCCAGCGCGAGCCGAGCAGCGAGAGCAUCAGCGUGUUCGCGGACCCGCGGACGGUGGGCGGGCGGCCUGGGGUGAAGAGGAACACGACGUUUACGGAUAUGAUGGAGGAGGCGGAGCUCGGUGACGUGCGGAGGGGGAAGCCGUACGUGCCGUACACGCCGCAGAUGCCGUCGCAGCCUGGUCGAUGAUUUCUUUUUUUGUCUCGAGGGGAGUGAAGGG